AGUGUUUAAUUUGCUUGUUUAUUUUUAGUUCCUAGUUCCUAGUUCCUUUAAACAAGAAAAUAGUUUGAAAAAAGUAAACAUUCUUCUUGAAUAAAAUUUUAUAAUAGUUCUAUUAUUUCCUAAAUUUUGUGUAUUUGAAUCGAAAUGACUUCAGCACUAUACCUAGAACACUAUCUUGAUAGUUUGGAACAUCUUCCAAAUGAACUACAAAGAAAUUUCACAUUGAUGAGCGACCUGGACAAAAGAGCUCAAGGUAUGAUGAAAAAUAUCGACGUGCUGGCUGACGAAUAUCUCAGAAAUUUAAAAACGCUGACCGGCGAUCAGCAAAAAGAGCAACUGGACAAAAUCCAGAACAUGUACAACAAGGCGAAAGAAUUGGGUGACGACAAAGUACAACUAGCAAUCCAGACUUACGAGUUAGUAGAUAAACACAUCAGACGGUUAGACAACGAUUUGGCACGGUUCGAAUCCGAAAUACAAGACAAGGCUUUGAAUUCUAGAAACGUUGAUGAACCAAGUGUUGGAAAAAAAGGAAGGAAGAAGACUAAAGAUGGCAAAGGGGACAAGAGUAAAAGAUCAGUCAAUUCAAGCGAAGAAGACUCUUCUGGGACUGUUAGAGGCAACAAAAAGAAAAAGCAAAAAGGAGGCAAUACGGAUAAAGGGGGCAGUACAGGUAGUGGGGCAAAAGCGACGUCAGGUGAGGUUGCUGAAGCAGUCGCAGCAGUACUUCCAGGCUUGGCCGGUAUCGCUCAUCCAAGUGAUGUCCUAGACAUGCCAGUGGAUCCAAAUGAACCCACAUACUGUCUCUGUCAUCAAGUGUCUUACGGUGAAAUGAUAGGAUGCGACAAUCCUGAUUGUCCAAUAGAGUGGUUUCAUUUUGCCUGCGUACAGCUCACCACUAAACCCAAAGGCAAAUGGUAUUGUCCCAGGUGUUCACAAGACAGGAAAAAGAAAUAGUUGCAAUGAUUGCAUGGAUAAAAUGAUCAUUCCGGUUUUAAUUGGGUAUAUAGCCACUAAUUUAUUGUAAUUAUUUGAGCAGAUGUUAUGUUUCAAAUUGAAAAAACUAUAACUAAAAUUUAACUGGCCAUUUUUAUUAUUGUUUACCAUCAAGGAAAAAUACAACUUGAUAUUAUUGGUUGUUGAGAAUGGUUUCAAAUUAGACAUAAUAAGUUUUUUUGUAUUUUUUCUUCUCUGUGUUUAUUAAAUAUACUAUACUAUUUAUUUUA
Molecule: messenger RNA, 1226 nt
Organism: Ceutorhynchus assimilis (cabbage seed weevil)
Lineage: Eukaryota; Metazoa; Arthropoda; Insecta; Coleoptera; Curculionidae
Source: the annotation of a GenBank genome assembly